GUAUAUUGAUAUGUGUAUGCUUGUUACAGAGUUAAUAUUCUUGCCUCAUAAGGAGUCAAGUGAAGAAUUAACAAAAUGGAAGGAGUCAUAUUCCAAAGUAAUGGAACGAGUGCUUCCAUUCCAUUUCUAA
This is a messenger RNA of Lactuca saligna, 130 nucleotides long. The record is from the annotation of a GenBank genome assembly. Lineage: Eukaryota; Viridiplantae; Streptophyta; Magnoliopsida; Asterales; Asteraceae.